Molecule: messenger RNA, 1515 nt
Organism: Cantharellus anzutake
Lineage: Eukaryota; Fungi; Basidiomycota; Agaricomycetes; Cantharellales; Hydnaceae
Product: Metallo-dependent hydrolase
Exons: 7
Biological process (GO): guanine metabolic process
Cellular component (GO): cytosol
Molecular function (GO): guanine deaminase activity; zinc ion binding
Source: RefSeq, a predicted model, not a curated record
ACGAUUUACUAUGGCGUAUUCAUCCAUUCAUUGUCAGCGCGGGAAUUGCAAGUGCUCGAACAUGCAUUAGUAGCCGUUUCCGGUGAUGGAGUAAUCGUUUGGGUAGAAGAAAAUGUUCCUCCCAGCGCGAUUGCCGAAUCGAGCCUCAGCCAUGGCUGGGACAUAUCCGAGGUCGAGAUUGUCCGGACUUCCGAGGGAGAGUGGAUCAUGCCCGGCUUCAUAGACACGCAUACACAUGCCCCACAGUUCCCGAAUUUGGGAAGGGGACAAGAAUAUCAGUUAUUGGAUUGGCUAGAGUGCAUUACUUUUCCAACAGAGGCGCGAUUUUCAGAUGUGAAUUAUGCCAAGGUAGCCUACGAAUCCGUGAUUUCUCGUACUCUGAACGUCGGGACAACAACAUCUUGCUACUAUGCUACUCUGCACACUGAGUCAUCCAAGGUACUGGCAGACAUUGCACACCAAAAAGGCAUGCACUUUAUCAAUACACACCGAAUGUUAUGCUGUUAUGCUUACUGUCCCUCAGGACAGCGUGCAUUUAUCGGUAAAUGCAACAUGGAUCGCAACAGCCCGUCUAACUACAUCGAAGAGAGCGUAGAAAAGUCCAUUUGUGGUACUCGAGACCUGAUAGAACAUAUUUCCAAACUAGAUUCUCCCUCGGAAAUCGCCAAACCGGGAUAUUUUCCCUUAGUCCAGCCGAUCAUCACGCCCCGAUUUGCGAUUAGCUGCACAGACGAGCUCCUUUCAGCCAUGGGGAAGCUCUUCGCCGAACGGCCCCCCAUCCCUCUUCAAACUCAUCUCUCUGAGAAUACUGCCGAAGUUUCCGACACAUUGAAGUUGUUCGAGCAUCUCAAUCCCCCGUCGGAUUGCUUACCUCCGUCGCACCCCAAAGACAAACAUACUUACACAUCAGUCUAUGAUCAUUUCGAUUUGCUGGAUCAUCGAACUAUCCUUGCACAUGGGGUCCAUUUGAGCGAAGGAGAGUUGGAUCUAAUCGUUGCUCGUAAAGCAGGAUUGAGCCAUUGUGCGGGAAGCAACUUCAACCUACGAAGUGGAGUGGCGAGCGUAGGGAAGUGGCUUGACAAAGGCAUUAAAGUGGGUCUGGGGACGGACGUCUCAGGUGGUUUUGCGCCAUCCAUUCUCAACGAAAUUCGCCAUGCCAGCAUUGCGAGCAAAGUUCGCGCCAUGAUGGAUAAUCCUGACUCCAAGAAACCGAGCUUUAGGGACCCACAGGGGCUUUCAGUCCCCACACUUUUAUAUCUUGCUACGCUCGGCGGGGCGUCUCUGUGCAACCUUUCUGAUCGCGUUGGAUCGUUUGUUGUGGGCAAGGAGUUUGAUGCACUUUUCAUUUCUCUCUCUAAACCCACUAGCAAAGCCAACCCCGCCAUUUGGCACGAGGCGGGAAAGAAAGAGGACUUUAAGAUCAUGCUUGAAAGAUUCUUCUUUUGCGGGGAUGAUCGCAAUAUCAGAAGAGUGUGGGUACAGGGUAAGCUGGUAGGAGGCGUGGAUAAGACAUGA